AUGGAUGGAGGAUCAAUAUUUUGUGAAUCUAAAAGUCAACGUGUUUUAAACUCCAUAGGUAAUUAUAUGGGAAUGACGAUCGAGGAAAAGUAUCAUCCCUUUGUGAGAAAUUAUCUUUCUCCAUAUAUUUUCACAACAUACAAUUUAGAUGCUCCAGAGCUCUCCAUUUACAAAUACGAAAUGAAAAUUUCUCCAACUACAAGGAAAUUGCAUUUCAAAAUUAUACCAAAAUCCAUACCACCGUUUGUUAUUUCCUUGACUAUUAUAUUAGGAACAAUUUUAUUUAUUCAACUUAAUUUUGGAAUGUUCGCUUGGACAAAGACGAGAAUGUUUUGGAAUACAGAGUUACCCCUUUGGAAAAAAAUUCCAUUGCUGGGUUUAGGGAUUUUUGUCGAGACCGGUAUUAGUGGAAUAGCUUUGACGUUUUUGAGACAUGCUCUUUCUUGUGCUGCUUUGUCCACCUUUUUCUCCACGUUGGAAUACAGUGCAGAUGUGAAAUUUACCGGAAGCUGA
Naegleria lovaniensis is the source of this 513-nucleotide messenger RNA. RefSeq lists its product as uncharacterized. The coding region runs from base 1 to 513 and encodes 170 amino acids. The record is from RefSeq and is a predicted model, not a curated record. Lineage: Eukaryota; Heterolobosea; Eutetramitea; Acrasida; Naegleriidae. The transcript has a single exon.